AUGACCAGCAACCAGCUGCUGCACCUGCUGCAGGCCACGCUCGAUGCAGACGUCAACACGAGGGUCAGCGCCGAGCUAGCUCUGGCCAAAGCUCAGCAGUCGUCCGAGACCGCGCUCGGCCUCGCCCGUAUUGCGACCGCGCAGGAGGUCGACGUGCCCUGGAGGCAGGCUGCCUGCUUCGCCCUCAAGAAGUACGUCAAGGAGUUCUGGUCGCCGUUCUUCCCGUCGUUCAAGGGCCCCACCGCGACGACGCCCGAGAUCAAGGCGCAAGUGCGAGACGUCCUCUUCGUCGGCCUGUCGGACCCGGUCCGCAAGAUCCGCCUAGCCUGUGCCAACAUCGUGUCGCUCAUCGCCCAACCCGACUGGCCAGAAGACUGGUCGACCCUCCUCGACCAGCUCCUCGCCCUCAUCCGCUCGUCGUCCAUUGAGGCUGUCGAGGGCGGCAUGUGCGCCCUGAGCGACUUUGUCAGCAUCAGCCUGACGGAGGACCAGCUCCUGCCUGUCGCGCGCGAGAUGCUGCCGACCCUCCUGUCGAUCCUCGGCGCCGCACACACGUACGGCCCGGCGACUCGGGCGCGCGCCGUCCACAUCUUCCGCCAGUCGGUCAUGACCCUGUUCACCGUCAAGGACGAGUUCCCCGACGCGGUCAAGGCGGCCGUCGUCGACACCCUGCCGCAGUGGCUCGGCGCGUUCGAGCAGAUCCUGGGCGUGGACGUGGCGAGCGACCUCGCGAGCGAUGCCGGCUGGGACAACAUCGCCGUCCGCACCGCCAUCUUCCAGGCGCUCGAGAUCAUCCUCAACUCGUUCCCGUCGACGCUCAAGGGCACCCUCGCCACCUACCUCUCGCUCGCGAGCGCCCACCUCUCGUCCCUCUUCCCCAUUUACACCGCCGCCUCGCUGUCCAACUCGUCCGACUUUACCCUCCCGACCUCUCAGACCGGCGAGGAGGACUCGGACAUCUCGAGCGACCUCGGCACCUUCGUCUCGACCGUCGUCGACUUUCUCGCCCAGGCGGUCCGCCGCAAGGCGGUCCGGUCGCUCUUCAUCGAGGGCCCCAGGCCGACGCCGGCGCUCGUCGACAUGCUCGCCAAGGCGAUCGAGUUCGCCAAGAUGACGACCGACGACGAGGACAGCUGGGCGACCGACCCGAACGCCUUUGUCGCCGACGAGGACGACGAGAUGAUGUCGUACAACGUCCGCUCUGCGUCGCUCGACCUCGUCCAGUCGUUCGUCGAGACGCUGUCGGGCCCCUCGCUCGUCGCGCUCCAGUCGGCGUUCCAGGCGGUCGCCUCGAGCGCGGACCGGCUGCGGGCGCAGGGCGACGAGGACUGGUGGAAGGGUUACGAGAGCGCGCUUGCCGUCGUGGGCGCCAUCUCGGAGGACCUGAUCGAGCACGUGCAGGAGGCGAGCGAGGAGGGCCGGGCGCCAGACUUUGCGCUCGAGGGUGUCUUCCAGGGCGUCGUCAUGACCUACCUCACGGCUGCCGACUUGCCCUUCCUCCAGGGUCGUGCCUUCGUCUUUGCGAGCCAGUUCUCCGAGGUCCUGCCGCAGCAUCUCGCCAAGCAGUACAUCGAUGCGGCGAACCACGUCCUCGAGUUGGCCGCCGCGAGCGUGCCCGUCAAGGUGUCGGCCGUGCGCGCCCUCACCAACUUCUUCCGCCACCUCAAGGAGAACGUCGAGCCGGCCCAAGCCGCCACCGCCCUGUCCAAGCUGCUUCCCCUCCUGUCGGGCGCGACCGAGAACACGCUCGUCCUCGUCCUCGACGCGAUUCAGUCGUCGCUCAAGGCCGGCGGGUCCGUGCUGGACGAGCAGACGACCCGUGCGCUCGUCAAGACGGUCCUGGAGGUCUGGUUCGCCAAGCCUGAAGACCCUCUUCUCGGCUCCGCCAUCUCGGACUCGGGCCUCGACAUCGUCACGACCGUCAUCCGCAAGGACGUCGACCAGCUCCUCAACUGGCGCUCGUCGUCGGGCCAGUCCGGCCUCGAGCUCGUGUUGGCGCAGGUCGCCAAGCUGCUGCAGCCGUCGGAGAACGAGUCGGCCGGCCUGUUCGUCGGCGACCUCGUCAUCCACCUCGUCCGCAAGGCCGGCUCGUCAAUCGGCCCUGUCCUGCCGGAUCUGCUGCAGGCCUUUGUGACCCGCCUCGCGACGGCCCAGACGGCAAUGUUCACUCAGAGCCUCGUCCUUCCGUUCGCCUACCUCAUCCACCAGCAGCUCGAGAACGUCCUGUCCCUCCUCGAGUCGCUCGCCGUCCCGUCCGGCGCCGGUCAACCCGGCCGACCUGCGCUCGAGGUCCUCCUGUCGGCGUGGUGCGACUACGCCGGCGACUUCCAGGGCUUCUGGAACCAGAAGGUCAGCUCGGUCGCGCUGUCGCAGCUGUACGCGGCAUCGGCGGCGAGGGAGACGCUGCAGCACGUCCAGGUCAAGGGCGACCUCGUCGUCACCGAGGCCAACGCCAACCGCAUCAUGACGCGCUCCCGAGCAAGAGCCAACCCCGACCAGUUCCAGCCCAUCCCGUUCCCCGCCAAGGUGCUCAAGCUCCUCUUGCACGACGCCCAGACCGCCGCGCAGUCGAGCCAGGCCAAGAACGCUCCAGACGAUGCCGUGUCAGACGACGAGGACGACGAGUGGGCGGACGAGGGUGCCGAGUUCACGGCGGGCAACGAGCGCGACCUCGACUUCCUCUCGGAGAUGUUGUCGAGCGGCGGCCUGAAUCGGUACAUGCAGGGCGGCGACGACGACGAGGAAGACGAACUCGAUGAGCAGGACCUGCACGACGACCCGAUCUGGCAGCUGGACCUCUCGGCGCAUCUCUCGGGCUUCUUCCGCCACGCGUACGAGGCGGACCAGACGUCGUUCCGCCAACUCGCCGAGACGUUCCUCAACGAGGAGGAGAAGGGCGUCCUCUCUCACGUUCUGCAAUCGGCAUAGACGCUCUCUCCUUG
Rhodotorula graminis WP1 is the source of this 2942-nucleotide messenger RNA. RefSeq lists its product as uncharacterized. Gene Ontology annotation, biological process: protein import into nucleus. Gene Ontology annotation, molecular function: small GTPase binding. Lineage: Eukaryota; Fungi; Basidiomycota; Microbotryomycetes; Sporidiobolales; Sporidiobolaceae. The transcript is spliced from 15 exons. Gene Ontology annotation, cellular component: nuclear envelope; cytosol. Bases 1 to 2928 code for a protein of 975 amino acids. The record is from RefSeq and is a predicted model, not a curated record.